This is a messenger RNA of Saimiri boliviensis boliviensis (Bolivian squirrel monkey), 1654 nucleotides long. RefSeq names its product protein disulfide isomerase family A member 2 (gene PDIA2). Lineage: Eukaryota; Metazoa; Chordata; Mammalia; Primates; Cebidae. Gene Ontology annotation, molecular function: protein disulfide isomerase activity. The record is from RefSeq and is a predicted model, not a curated record. Gene Ontology annotation, cellular component: endoplasmic reticulum. Gene Ontology annotation, biological process: response to endoplasmic reticulum stress; protein folding.
GGCAGCACCAUGAGCCGCCAGCUCCUGCCUGUGCUGCUGCUGCUCCUGCUGCUUGGGGCCUGGAGCCCGUGGGGUCAGGAGCAGGGGCCCGAGAGUCCCUCAGAGGAGCCUCCAGAGGAGGAGAUCCCCAAGGAGGAUGGGAUCUUGGUGCUGAGCCGCCACACCCUGGGCCUGGCCCUGCGGGAGCACCCUGGCCUGCUGGUGGAGUUCUAUGCCCCAUGGUGUGGGCACUGCAAGGCCCUGGCCCCUGAGUACAGCAAGGCAGCUGCCCUGCUAGCAGCCGAGUCGAUGGCGGUCACGUUGGCCAAGGUGGACGGGCCCGCGCAGCUGGAGCUGGCUGAGGAGUUUGGUGUGACGGAGUAUCCCACGCUCAAGUUCUUCCGGCACGGGAACCGCACACACCCAGAGGAGUACACAGGACCCCGGGAAGCUGAGCGCAUCGUGGAGUGGCUGCGACGGCGGGUGGGGCCCAGCGCCACGCGGCUGGAAGACGAGGCGGGUGCUCAGGCGCUGAUCGAUGCCCGGGACCUGGUGGUCAUCGGCUUCUUCCAGGACCUGCAGGGUGAGGAUGUGGGCACCUUCUUGGCUCUGGCCCGGGACGCCCUGGACAUGACCUUUGGCCUCACGGACCAGCCACAGCUGUUCCAGCACUUCGGCCUCACCAAGGACACUGUGGUCCUCUUCAAGAAGUUUGAUGAGGGGCGGGCCGACUUCCCAGUGGACGAGGAGCUUGGCCUGGACCUGGGCGAUCUGUCACGCUUCCUGGUCACACACAGCAUGCGCCUGGUCACGGAGUUCAACAGUCAGACGUCCCCCAAGAUCUUCGCUGCCAGGAUCCUCAAUCACUUGCUGCUGUUUCUCAACCAGUCACUGGCUGUGCACAGGGAGCUCCUAGCAGGCUUUGGGGAGGCAGCUCCCCGCUUCCGGGGGCAGGUGCUGUUCGUGGUGGUGGACGUGGCGGCUGAUAAUGAGCACGUGCUGCAGUACUUCGGCGUCAAGGCUGAGGCAGCCCCCACCCUGCGCUUGGUCAACGUUGAGACCACCAAAAAGUACGCACCCGUGGAUGGGGACCCUGUCACUGCCGCUUCUGUCACUGCCUUCUGCCACGCGGUCUUCAACGGCCAAGUAAAGCCCUAUCUCCUGAGCCAGGAGGUACCCCCUGACUGGGACCAGCGGCCAGUUAAGACCCUCGUGGGCAAGAAUUUUGAGCAGGUGGCUUUUGAUGAAACCAAGAAUGUGUUUGUCAAGUUCUAUGCCCCCUGGUGCACCCACUGCAAGGAGAUGGCCCCUGCCUGGGAGGCGCUGGCCGAGAAGUACAAAGACCACGAGGACGUCAUCAUCGCGGAGCUGGAUGCCACAGCCAACGAGCUGGACACGUUCACCGUGCACGGCUUCCCGACCCUCAUGUACUUCCCUGCAGGGCCGGGUCGGAAGGUGACUGAAUAUAAAAGCAGCAGGGACCUGGAGACCUUGUCCAAGUUCCUGGACAAUGGGGGUGAGCUGCCCACGGAGGAGCCCCCGGAGGAGCUGGCACCCCCAUCCCUGGAGCCACCCACCAACUCCACUGUGGGGUCCAAGGAGGAGCUGUAGUGUCCUGUGUGCCCCACACGACUGCUGGAAGGAAGCCCCCUCGGGUGCCGGAGGGAGCUGUGCC